This is a messenger RNA of Oncorhynchus nerka (sockeye salmon), 5714 nucleotides long. It is a transcript of the gene psd2, whose product is annotated as pleckstrin and Sec7 domain containing 2. Gene Ontology annotation, biological process: regulation of ARF protein signal transduction. The record is from RefSeq and is a predicted model, not a curated record. NCBI's taxonomy places the organism in Eukaryota, Metazoa, Chordata, Actinopteri, Salmoniformes, Salmonidae. Gene Ontology annotation, molecular function: phospholipid binding; guanyl-nucleotide exchange factor activity; protein binding.
CCCCCUUAUUCAGCAGAGGUCCUUCCUUCAGAGCCCUGAGCCACUGGAGCUAGAACUAGCCACCGUCAUGGAGCAGGAGGGGAGUGAGGCUGGAACCGAGGCCCAGCAAGGAGAGCCUGAGGCUGGGGAGAGUGCUGCAGGGCCUGGGCCUGGACCUGGAGGAAGCCCACUAAGGACCACCAUCACCGGGACGAGGUCAGAGUUUGUACUGAGCCAGCCUGGCCGGUGGGACAUCCCUAAUGGUUUUCAUACAGACACCCAGGGAGGAGUGGAGGGCUCUGGAGCCAUACCCAACUCAAUGAGUGAUGCCAACCUCCUCACGGACGUGCUGUCGGACUCAGAGUCGGAGCUGGGCGGCCUGGAGCAGCUGGAGAGAAGCAGCACGGAAACCCUGGCCAACGGUUGCCGUGCCGACUGCGACGCCGCCAAACGCCUGGCCAAGCGUCUGUUCUACCUGGAGGGCUUCAGACGCUGCGACGUGGCACGCCACCUGGGCAAGAAUAACGACUUCAGCCAGCUGGUGGCGUCAGAGUUCAGCUUCUUUGACUUCUCUGGCCUGUCAUUGGACAAGGCCCUGAGGAACUUCCUGAAAGCCUUUCCUCUGAUGGGUGAGACCCAGGAGAGAGAGAGAAUCCUGGUCCACUUCUCUAAGAGGUUCUGUGUCUGCAACCCCACAGCCCUCGCCCCCGAUGGCAAGGACAGAUCCAAACGGGAUGAUGAUGAUGAUGAAGAAGAUGAUGACGGAGCCCAUACGUUAACCUGCGCCUUAAUGCUGCUCAACACUGAUCUACAUGGACACAACAUUGGGAAGAAGAUGUCUUGCCAGCAGUUCAUCAGUAAUCUGGAUGGCCUAAACGAUGGCAAGGACUUCCCUAAAGACCUGUUAAAGGUGCUGUAUAAUUCAAUAAAGAACGAGAAACUUGAAUGGGCAAUUGAGGAAGAGGAGUUCAGGAAGAGUCUAUCGGAGCUGGUGGAGGAGCAGUAUGAGGGAGGGGGGAAGAGGGGGGUUGCCAGGGUAACGGAUGGCAAUAACCCUUUCAUCGCCAUCCCCAUCCUACCCAACGCUGUCACCUAUAAACAUGGUGUCCUGUCCCGCAAGAGCCACGCAGACAUGGACGGCAAACGCACCCCACGAGGACGACGAGGCUGGAAGAAGUUCUAUGCGGUUCUAAAGGGGAUGAUCCUUUAUCUACAGAAGGAUGAGUAUAAGGCUGAUGCAGAGCUGUGUGAGGGGGACCUAAAAAACGCUGUGCGUAUCCACCAUGCGUUAGCCACCCGCGCUACAGACUACAGCAAGAGACCCAACGUCCUCAAACUAAAGACCUCUGACUGGAGAGUGUUCCUGCUGCAGGCACCGAGUGAAGAGGAGAUGAUGUCGUGGAUAUUCCGUAUUAACCUGGUAGCAGCUCUGUUCUCCGCCCCCGCCUUCCCUGCUGCCAUUGGCUCCAUGAAGACGUUCUGUAGACCUCUACUGCCCUCCUCCUCUACCCGGCUAAACCAGGAGGAUCAGCUGCAGUCCCACGAGGGGAAGCUGAAGCAGAUGAGUGUGGAGGUGGAAGAGCACAGGAAGAACCCUCCCUCGCCUUCUCCCAAGAGCAGAGAGUGGGAGGAGUAUCGAAUCAAAGAGCACUAUCUCAUAUAUGAGAAGAGUCGGUACGAGACGUAUAUCAACCUUCUCCAGGCCAAGAUGAGGGCAGAGACAGACGACCUGGAGAAGAUAGAGGCUAGCGUGAUGAGCGGGAUUGGGGAGGGCCGAGGGGGGCGCGAGGGAUACCUCCGGAAGACCCAGUCCUCUCCUUCCAUCAGCCAGCACGAUGUCAAUCGCAGGGCCUCUGGACGCACUGGCCCGGGCCAGCAGAGUUGAGAGGAGAACCCCCUAAAAAAUAUAAUGCACCCCUCGUAACUCUGUCCUCUGAGCCAGAGGGCUCUCCCCUACAAACGCCUGAGAACUGGACCCCCAAAUCCUCCCUCCUUCCUAUUUCAUUGCACAGUAAAGCGGUAAUAAUUGUUCCAACUAUACAGUAUUAAUGGUGUUAUUUAACCAACAGCUAAUUGUCUCUGGCAGUGCUUAUAAGAACACUUAUAAUGGAGAACAUGAAGAUGUGGAAAAAAGAACGAAAGAGGAGAGAGGACUUACCGGCAUAAAGGAAGUGUGGAGUGGAGUUUUUUGGUUUGAGGAGGUGGAUGGUGGAUUUCAGGGUGGAGUGGUACAGUAGCAUAGUACUAGGGCGACAAGUAGCCUAGCAGUUAAGAGAUUUGGGCCAGUAACCAUCACUGUUUUGAAUCCCGAGCAGACUAGGUGAAAAAUCUGUUAAUGUGCCCUAGAGCAAGGCACUUAACCCACAAUUGCUCCUGUAAGUCGCUCUGCAUAAGAGCAUCUGCUAAAUGACUAAAAUGUCAAAUGUACACUACCGUUCAAAAGUUUGGGGUCACUUAGAAAUGUCCUUGUUUUUGAAAGAGAAGCAAAUUUUUUGUCCAUUAAAAUAACAUCAAAUUCAUCAGAAAUACAGUGUAGGCAUUUUUAACGUUGUAAAUAGCUAUUGUAGCUGGAAACAGAUUUUUUUUAAUGGAAUAUCUACAUAGGCGUAUUCCAAUGGCACGUUGUGUUAGCUAAUCGCAGUUUAACAUUUUAAAAGGCAUUAGAAAACCCUUUUGCAAUUAUGUUAGCACAGCUGAAAACUGUUGUUCUGAUUAAAGAAGCAAUAAAACUGGCCGCCUUUAGACUAGUUGAGUAUCUGGAGCAUCAGCAUUUGUGGGUUCAAUUACAGGCUCAAAAUGACCAGAAACAAAGCUCUUUCUUUGGAAACUCGUCAGUCUAUUCUUGUUCUGAGAAAUUAAGGAUAUUCCAUGCGAGAAAUUGCCAAGAAACUGAAGGUCUCGUACAACGCUGUGUACUACUCCCUUCACAGAACAGCACAAACUGGCUCUAAUCAGUAGAAAGAGGAGUGGGAGGCCUCGGUGCACAACUCUCAACGUCAACAGUUAAGAGUUGCAAAGAAAAAUACAUAUCUCAGCCUGGCCAAUAAAAAUAAAAGAUUAAGAUGGGCAAAAGAACACAGACACUGGACAGAGGAAGAUUGGAAAAAAGUGUUAUGGACAGACGAAUCUAAGUUUGAAGUGUUCGGAUCACAAAGAAGGACAUUCGUGAGAUGCAGAAAAAUUGAAAAGAUGCUGGAGGAGUGCUUGACGCCAUCUGUCAAGCAUGGUGGAGGUAAUGUGAUGGUCUGGGGGUGCUUUGGUGGUGGUAAAGUGGGAGAUUUGUACAGGGGAAAAGCGAUCUUGAUGAAGGAAGACUUUCACUCCAUUUUGCAACGCUAUGCCAUACCCUGUGGGCGGCGCUUAAUUGGAGCCAAUUUCCUCCUACAACAGGACAAUGACCCAAAGCACAGCUCCAAACUAUGCAAUAACUAUUUAGGGAAGAAGCAGUCAGCUGGUAUUCUGUCUAUAAUAGAGUGGCCGGCCAGCACGGUCAUUUGAUUUCAACCAUAUUGAGCUGUUGUAGGAGCAGCUUGACCGUAUGGUAUGUAAGAAGCGCCCAUCAAGCCAAUCCAACUUGUGGGAGGUGCUUCAGGAAGUAUGGGGUGAAAUCUCUUCAGAUUACCUCAACAAAUUGACAACUAGAAGCCAAAGCUCUGCACGGCUGUAAUUGCUGCAAAUGGAGGAUUCUUUGAUGAAAGCAAUGUUUGAAGGACACAAUUAUUUCAUUUAAAAAUCAUUGUUUAUAACCUUGUCAACGUCUUGACUAUAUUUCCUAUUCAUUUUGCAACUCAUUUCAUGUAUGUUUUCACGGAAAACAAUGACAUUUCUAAGUGACCCCAAACCUUUGAAGUAACUCACACCUUAUAGUGAGCCUUCAACAGGUUACUAUGGACCAUAGAGCAUGGAGACUCUCCUCAGUGUAUCUGAACAGGCCUAUGUAACACACCUACUUUAUGGAAGCCUUAUGAUGAUGAACAACACUUACCCAGACUCUCAGAACUGUUAAGAUGAUCAACUCCUUGCUGUGUAGACUAUUAUUGAUAAGUAUGUAUUUCUUCUUCCACUUGAACCUGAGCUUCAUAUAUGAUAUCAGACUGAAUGAAAGCACUGUGGCAUGUUUUAUAACCCUUGUUCUAUGUUACUGUCUGGACACCUGUACUGCUGUUACUGAGUGGAUACCUGUACUGCUGUUACUCUGGGUGGAUACCUGUACUGCUGUUACUCUGAGUGGAUACCUGUACUGCUGUUACUCUGAGUGGACACCUGUACUGCUGUUACUGAGUGGAUACCUGUACUGCUGUUACUCUGGGUGGAUACCUGUACUGCUGUUACUCUGGGUGGAUAACUGUACUGCUGUUACUCUGAGUGGAUACCUGUACUGCUGUUACUCUGAGUGGACACCUGUACUGCUGUUACUGAGUGGAUACCUGUACUGCUGUUACUCUGGGUGGAUACCUGUACUGCUGUUACUCUGGGUGGAUAACUGUACUGCUGUUACUCUGAGUGGAUACCUGUACUUCUGUUACUCUGGGUGGAUACCUGUACUGCUGUUACUGAGUGGAUACCUGUACUGCUGUUACUGAGUGGAUACCUGUACUGCUGUUACUCUGGGUGGAUACCUGUACUGCUGUUACUCUGGGUGGAUACCUGUACUGCUGUUACUCUGAGUGGAUACAUGUACUGCUGUUACUGAGUGGAUACAUGUACUGCUGUUACUGAGUGGAUACCUGUACUGCUGUUACUCUGAGUGGAUACCUGUACUGCUGUUACUCUGAGUGGAUACCUGUACUGCUGUUACUCUGAGUGGAUACCUGUACUGCUGUUACUCUGAGUGGAUACCUGUACUGCUGUUACUCUGAGUGGAAGCUGGGAUGGAGGACAUUGACAGAGUAUGAGCAGUAAUGUUGGUUUGUUGAAGAUUUUGAUAAAGUGCUUUGAGCGUGUGUGUGGUUGAGGGUUGGCCAGUGGACAUUGGGUUAAGGUUGAAAGGAAGCACGUCUAACAUUAAAGGAUCUGUGUUCUGUGUUGGAAUGCUUUGAUGCAGAAGAAGACGUCUCCCUGAGUUGGAGCGGGCUCAUCUUCCAUUCAUAUCAUCAUCAGGGUGCAGAUACUACAAUCAAAGACUGAAAGACAAAGCAGCAGAACAGGAAGUAGAGGAAGUGGCUGAGCAGAACAUAGCUGUACACGUGGUGUAGAAUCAUAUUCAUGUGGGAGACCAGAGAGAGGACACUAACCCAGCUCUGUCUCUCCAGGAAGGAACCAUGGAAAGAUGGAGGGAGGAAAGAGGGCUGUGGUUCUGCUGGACUACAUUGUUCUAAAUGGAACAUUGAGACUCAUCCUCCUCUCUUUCUCCUUCCCCUGACUGGACUUCGGAUGGGAUAGUGUCCCUAAUUCAUAUGUCUUUCUCGACACUAAAGCGGUACGGAAUCUUUGCACGGUCAGAACAGACACAGAGGCUUUAUAGAUGCUGUGUUUUUGAUGAGACUGGAUCAGAGAUCCUUAGUUCUGUUGACUGAAGUGGAAUUUGGAAUCAGAACUGACAUUUUAUACAUUAUGUCUUUCUUACUCCGAGGACCGACCUUGUCACUUUGGCUGUUGUGCUAACUAACCAUUGUUUCCCCAGUGUUUUAGGGCAGAGCAGUGCUGUUGUAAUAUAGAAUUGUGAGAAGGUUUUUUACUUUGCUGGUCCUGUCUUAAAUAAAUAUUUUUUGUUGUUUUUUAUUUAAACAAAGGAA